AGUUCAGGUUGACACUAAAUCGACGCCGUGAGUGAGACCAAAUUGGUCUAUUCCUGAUCAAGUCAUAGUAAAGAUGAAGUUGUUAUCUACAGUCGGUGCUAUUUGUGUCUUACAAGUAGUUACCGUGUCGUCAAUCUUCUUUCCCAUUCCAAUUAAUAUCCAAACAUUAAAACCAUCAGAACAGCCCGGACAGCAAGUUACAACGAGUAUAGCUUUUAACAAUGUAUCGAAUAUCUCGAAUAUGGUUAUAUAUCUCACACAAAAUAUCAGCAGAGCUUUGCUAACAACUCUACCAACACCUAAAGAUCUCACAGUAGCAACAGAUAUUUUGGAAAGUUUCACUGACACAUUGAGAUCAAUUUCUCAGGAUGUUGAAGAUGCAAAAAGCACUAAUUUGACCGAAAUAAAAUCGCAGAACAAUGAGCAUAACAGAGUAACUAGAGGUCUGAAAAAGCCAUUGAAACCAAUGUUUGUCAAAUUAGAAAAUUUCAUGGAAAAAGCCGUCGAUAAGGUGAAAAAUCUCGUAAAAGGUAAAGGUAAAGGCACUGCGACAACGCCUAGUGCCAUUACAGAAACCUCCAAAGAUGCAAUUAAGGAUGCAACUGCAGAUGAGAUCAAAGAGAAAGCCAUAGAUGCCCUCAUAGACUCGAUUUUCGAUAGUGAAGAGAAAAAGAAAAAUAAAAAGGAUGAGAACAAUGAGCUAGCAGAAGAGACAGAUUUCGAAGAAGAAGUAAAUGAAAAAGCACAAGAUAAGGCAAAAGUUGAAACUGAAGAAUUGACCAAUAAUAGUACAUCGCAGUCGCCAGCUGACAAGCUUAAAAAGAAUUUAGGCUCCGCAAAUGGCGAGAAAAACUACAUUCUUCCGGAUUUUCCUUUAAGGCAAGGAUAUCUGAAUAGCUACAAAGAUGAUAUAUCAGAUCCACGUUCUAAGCGAGCAGUGAGUAGCAAAUUCGAGAAGUAUUUGAGUACAGUAAUGGAAAAAAGUAAGGAAUUGAUAGACGAGAAAAUAGGAGAGUUAAAGGAAUUGUGGAGAAGCCAGAAAAUUGAGGAAAAUGCCGGCAAAGUGGGAGGUGUCAUGAAUAAAUUCAGCAAUUCACAUAACCCUGAUGAUAGGAAGGAUAGUGUUGAAAUUCUACAAGAUAUUCACGAAGAACUUGAACCUGAAACUGAUUUGGAAGACACCCAGGAUGAGCCAAAAUUGGAAAUACAUUUGAUGCGAAAAAAACGCUUCUCCAAUCUUUUACCAAUUCCUUCACUUAGCAGCAUUCUUAAAACUGCAGAUGAUUCAAAGUCAAUUGCAGAUUUUGCAAAGGAAAUCACAAAAAUUGCAACUAAUCUCAGUGCAGAAACUCUACCUAAAGUCUCAAUACCCGAAAAUCAAGCACUUUCUGGGGCCAAAACACAGGAAGAUGCUGCCAAGAAAGCUACUACAAUUAUAAAUCAACAAAUAAGUCAAACUAAGAGCAUUGCCAAGGAUAUUCUCCAGACUCUUAAAAAAAUUAACGAUUCGACGCAAAAUUUUGUUUCCCAGAUCAAAUCCUCCAAAUGUCUAGCUAAUGUUAUGGAUUUCACAUCGUACAUUGACGGGGGAAUACAAUGUGUUAAGAACAAGAUUAACACUGGAUUGAAAAUUGCAGGAGAAACCAUUAAAAACUUAAAACAAGCUAAAGAGGUGCCAUCGGAUAUUAAGAAAGAAAUAUCUAAUUGUGCUAAUGAUGUCACGAAAAAUGCCUUCUCGAAGUUGGUCUGUCUUGUGAAGUCACCGCUGCAGUUGGAAAACGAAAAGCUACUGCUGCCAAUUGAAUUUGUGAAACGAAUUCAAGAGAUAAUCCAAUACUUUGCUACUAUGCAAAUGGAUAUGGUUAACUGUGCCAUGGCGACAAUUCGCUCCAUUCAGGACAAAAUUGCAGGUUGUGCAGGAGAAAUGCUAUCGAUCUCGAAGUAUAUUGCUAAAUUUUAAUCAGAAAAUCUCAAGUUACGAAUGGAACAUAUGGAUAUAACCGGCUGUACAAAGGAUAAAAUAUGAGGGGCAAAGAAUAAUAAAAAUUUGUCACAUCUCACCUAA
Molecule: messenger RNA, 2065 nt
Organism: Phlebotomus argentipes
Lineage: Eukaryota; Metazoa; Arthropoda; Insecta; Diptera; Psychodidae
Exons: 4
Coding region: 74-1960 (628 amino acids)
Source: RefSeq, a predicted model, not a curated record